AUGUUCGCAAAGAGUAUCAUUAUUUCCUCAUUCGUCCUCGCCCUGGCGGCUUCAACUUGUGCUGAACCCAUUCCCCUUGAUCGUCGAGACCUUGGCAGCAUUAUAGACUCUGCUACGUCGGUAGCUGGAUCAUGGUACACCAGAGCUACAUCCGAUGCAGCUUCGUGGUACUCCGUCGGUGUCAGUGAUGCUUCCGUUGGCAUCAGCGAGGGAUUAUCCGAUGCUUCCGUUGGUAUCAGCGAGGGAUUAUCCGAAGCAUCAACCUGGUUUCACAGCGGUGUCUACGCAACAGUGACGUCCAUCGGUGGCAAAGCAGAAACCGUAGUGACCUCCGCGGGUGGUGCUGCCAUCACUCUCGCUACCGGCACUGGAGCCCAGGUUACUUCUUUUGCUGGAUCGCAAUACACCGUUCUCCAGGGCGCAGUCGCCACCAACUCUCCGUCUUCAAACGCUGCUCUUAACCUACGCUCUUUCGGAUUCACUUCUUCCCCUGUGCUCACUGGCCUCGUUACAGCGGUCGGAGGAGCUGUUGUUGGGGCAUGGAUAACGCUGUAA
This is a messenger RNA of Serpula lacrymans var. lacrymans S7.9, 555 nucleotides long. RefSeq lists its product as uncharacterized. The transcript is spliced from 7 exons. The coding region runs from base 1 to 555 and encodes 184 amino acids. NCBI's taxonomy places the organism in Eukaryota, Fungi, Basidiomycota, Agaricomycetes, Boletales, Serpulaceae. The record is from RefSeq and is a predicted model, not a curated record.